Messenger RNA from Hyalella azteca, 866 nucleotides. Its product is annotated as multiple coagulation factor deficiency protein 2 homolog. Lineage: Eukaryota; Metazoa; Arthropoda; Malacostraca; Amphipoda; Hyalellidae. Bases 147 to 662 code for a protein of 171 amino acids. The transcript has 5 exons. The record is from RefSeq and is a predicted model, not a curated record.
UAAGGGAAUGAUUGGUUAGCUCAGCUAAUAAGCUGCCGCUUAGAACCUUCACUUUUAACCCACUACGAUGUAUGAAUAAGUAUGAAUACACAAUACGUAUGAAUAAGUAUAAAUAAUUUUUAUAACAAAUUUAUCCCAGCAAGCGCAUGAUGAGGGCUAGGGUGGCUAGUUUGCUGCUGGUUCUUGUAGUCUUGACAGGACUUAGCGACGCAGGCGGCGGCUCGAGCGGCUUCCACAUCCACCGGGAACGCCACCCUCACGCUGACCGACACCACGUGCCCAAGACGAGGGCUGAAGGAGGCGGCGUGCUGAAGGAUGACAAACUUCUGCAGGAUAGAGAUCACAUUCGUGAAGAUCUCGCCGGCUCGCUCACAGACGAGCAGAUCAACAAGAUGGACGACAAGGAGCUCGAGUUCCAAUAUUUCAAGGCGCACGACUUCGACAAGAACUAUCGUCUGGAUGGCCUCGAGCUGAUGGCCGCCCUCGCACACGUCAUCCAGCACGGCGACCAUGACGACGACGACAGACUUGACGCCCAGCAACUCAAACUUGUCGAGGAGCUGAUCGACGACGUACUCUACGACGGCGACAGAAACAACGAUGGCUACCUGAAUUACGUCGAGUACAAGCAAGGGCGACAGAAAGCUGCCGGCCAGCAGUGAACAUAUAACAUUAAUGUGCUAAUAAAUAACUUGCCGCAUCAUCGUUUGUUACUUGCUCGUACUUACAGCCAGCCAGCGGUGAACAUGCAACAUGAGUGUUAAUUAAUAACUUGCAGCAUCCAUGCGUGUUACUUGCUCCUACUUAAAGCUGUCAUCCAGCGGUGAACAUGCAACAUAAGUGUUAAUAAAUAACUUGCAGCAUCA